UCUGUCCAUGUUUUACUCAUUGAUUCUGGCUACAAUUGCAUAGCUCCAUUCUCUUUACAUCUUUCAAUAUUUUCUUUAAUAUCCAAACGUGUAUAUAUGUUUCUACAUGCUUGAUUCCAAAACCCUAGCUAAUUUAUGUACAAGUUUGUGUAUGUAUUAUGUGUAUUUGCAAUACUAAAACACUUGGAGAUUUUAGAUUUUAGAGGUAGGGUUUGAAUGUGACAUUAUGUGAAGAAGACAACCCCUCUUUUUGUAGCUCACGGAGUUUAGUUAAUGGUGUGUUGUUGAUCGGCUACGCUUAUUAUAAACUAAGUAUUUGUCAGCUAUUUUCUGUUUGUAUCUCAAACUUCCUCUAUAAUUUAACAUAUAGUUGCUUCAAUUACUCUGUAUUUUUCUUUUCAUUUUUUUGCACAGAAAUUGCUUGUAAAAUUGCAUAGCGAUGAAGUUCUGUUGUUAUUGUUGUCUCUAUUGUACUAAUGUGCUUUUGUUGACUGACGUCUGCAAUUAAUGGUGUCAUAAAUUACCAUGUGUAUUAGUUACUUAGAUUUGUCCAUCAGCUUGAUUUUACAUGAGUACCUUUAAAUGCAUUGUGGAAUGUUGUCGAACAAAUCUUUGGAUUUUCUUCGGCUUUGAUGACUAUAUCACUCUAAUUAUAACAUUGAUACAUUGAUUUGUGAUUGUCAUUUGUCAACAUCUAUGCAAUGUAGAGUAUAACACAUCUUCGAUAGAAAAUGUCCACAAGAUUAGUAAAUAGCUGCUACUUGUUUUUUUAAUAUUUUCCCUUUUGAUGCAGAUAAUGCUGUAAAAUAUAACCUGUUUAUAAAACAAAAUGUUUUCUUGAAGUGAUUCAUUGGGUUAUAAUGAUUCCUUACAUGGAGAAAUUGCUGGUUGUAACAUAUUUUUAACAAAAUGUCUUUCAAAAUUAUAAUUGUCUCUUGCCCUUGAUUUUGACAACUUAAAUUGCUAUUUUUGUCUUUUGAAAAUGACAUUAUUUAUAGAUAAAGUAGUAGUGAGUGCAAGUAGUGAUAGGAGAAGUAAAAGUGAAAUAGCUGUUGUAGUUAGGGAAUAAAUAGCAGUAGUAAAAUUAGUAAUCUCUUAAUGUUAGAAUCAAUGUAAGCAUCUGUAUCAAUUGUUGUUGAUUCUUUAACUGUCUAUAUGUUUGCUAGAGAAAUCUGAAUUCAUAAUACGCUGACUGAUCAAACGCUAAAAUCAUAACAUAAGUAAGCCUACAAUAGCAAGCAUGAUGAAAUGUUAAAAUCCUACCAUGUUAGUUUUGAAAAAAAAAAAAAAGAAAACAAAUAUUAGUAAGCAUCCCAAGUGGCGGCUAGUGUCUUCCAUUUAGUUAAUCAUGUGGGUUAUAAAUGAAAUGUUGGUUAUUGAACCAAAAGGCUAAAGUAAGAUUUUUCAAAAGGAAUCCAAUUUUGGGGAAGCUUUUAUAACAAUGUUCAGCCAUUCAGACAACUAAGUUUGGAUCGGUAUUUUACAUUCUUAUAUUGUAAACAAAUCAAAUUGUGCCAAGUCAAUUUAGGGGGAUUAGAAAACUUCUUUCAUUCACCCAACUACAAUACAAAAGAAGAAAUGGAUUAGGGAUGAAAGGCUGUCAACAAUGAAAGAUCAACAGGGUGAGAAAUUCAAAAUCUUUUCCGUUCCUUGUUUGCCUCUUCAAGUCCAAGACCUUUGAAGAAAAACCUUCAGUCUAUUCAGCAGCUACUGCCUUGAAAAAACAAUGGAUCUCUGCAGUGGGACACUGGGACAUCUCUUGAGAAGUGAAGUUUGCGGCUUUUCAGCUGUGUUUUAGGGGGCUGGGUGCCUUAAGGCAGUAAUGCUCGAUUGUUUCAAUAGGUUAUUUUACCACAAGCAUUGGGAUUUGCCUGGCAAAGAGAUACUUUAACUAUCAAAGUUUUUUCCGCUUGGAAAUUCUGUUCAAAGAAGUCAACCCAAACCAACAUCAAGCUCCCUAAAAUCUCAGCUUCAUAGACCAUUGACAGUUCCCCACAAUCAUUAUUUUCCAUGCAAGAUUAUAUCCCAAGUAAUCAAUAGCUGCAUGAAGGUCUUAAUUGUCCCAUGAAAGCAAAUCCAAGACAAUAUUUUGGUCAUAUUUGAAAUUUUUCACAUGUCAAGGCUUAAGAAAAAUGGAAAUCAAGCAGCGAUGUCCACCGAUGCUAUGAAGUUAAUGCUUCCUUUGCUCUCCAAUUUUCCAUGCAGUAUGGUUAUGUGUUGCACAUGAACUAAAUUAAAUUUUGAUGGAGUGUGUGGUUCAGGGAAUUAUAGAGACACAGCAUGUUGAGGCCCUCGAGAUUCUUCUUCAAGGUCUUUGUGGUGUUCAUAGAGAACGUUUAAGAAUCCAUGAAUUAUGCCUAAAAAGCGGCCCAAGCCUUGGGGUUGUAGCUUCGGAGGUUCGUCUCUUAUGCGAUCUUGAACAGCCUGAACCCACUUGGACUGUUCGACAUGUUGGGGGCGCAAUGAGAGGUGCUGGUGCUGAACAAAUUUCAGUUUUGGUGAGGAGUGUGAUCGAAAGCAAAGUAAGCAAGAAUGUGCUCCGCUUGUUUUACGCUCUCGGGUACAAGUUAGACCAUGAGGUGCUGAGAGUGGGAUUUGCAUUCCAAUUCCAUAGGGGUGCUCAGAUAACUGUCACUGUCUCUUCAGUUAAUAAGAUGCUAAAACUCCAUGCAACUGAUGAAGCUGUGCCUGUGACGCCGGGCAUACAGCUGGUUGAAGUGACAGCCCCGGCAUCAUCUGAAAACUACACUGAAGUUGUCGCUUCCAUGUCGUCUUUCUGUGAAUAUCUUGCACCGCUUCUCCAUUUAUCAAAACCGGGGAAUUCAACCGGGGUUGUCCCAACAGCUGCUGCUGCCGCUGCAUCUCUCAUGUCAGAUGGUGGAGGUACGACCUUAUAACGGGGUUGUAAAAUGCUAGCUUUUACUGAAUUAGAGGCGAGAUUAUGUUUUUGACUGCUUGAAGCCUCCACAAAAGUGGUGCAAUUUUGGAGACAAUAUGAAUGACUUUUUCAUUCCCUAUAAUGUGAAAGUUUCAUUUGAAGGUUUA
Messenger RNA from Cornus florida, 3045 nucleotides. RefSeq names its product mediator of RNA polymerase II transcription subunit 18. Gene Ontology annotation, biological process: regulation of transcription by RNA polymerase II; termination of RNA polymerase II transcription. The transcript is spliced from 6 exons. Gene Ontology annotation, cellular component: core mediator complex; mediator complex. The record is from RefSeq and is a predicted model, not a curated record. The coding region runs from base 2244 to 2897 and encodes 217 amino acids. Lineage: Eukaryota; Viridiplantae; Streptophyta; Magnoliopsida; Cornales; Cornaceae. Gene Ontology annotation, molecular function: transcription coregulator activity.